Molecule: messenger RNA, 2161 nt
Organism: Rhizophagus irregularis DAOM 181602=DAOM 197198
Lineage: Eukaryota; Fungi; Glomeromycota; Glomeromycetes; Glomerales; Glomeraceae
Source: RefSeq, a predicted model, not a curated record
CUUGCAACUUGUUUGGGUCUAUAAAUAGUUAUAGUAAAUAAGGAUCGUAAUUCAUUUUUUUUUUUUAUAUAAAAAAAACUUCUUAUCCUUUUAUUUAAUCAUUGUAAUUAUUAUUGUCAUAUAUCGGGGGAUAUUUUUUAUGGAGAGAAAAAGUUGCUGAAGAAGAGAAAUUUUCUUUCUCGUAUUGUACUGUAUAUUAUAAUAAAUAAAUAUAUAAAAAGUAUUUUAAUUAAUUAAUUUUUAUUAAAAAAAAAAAAUGGAGAAUAAUGCUAAACCCGCUGGCGGUGCACAGAUUUGGAGGAAAGAACUUUAUUCUAUAUUAGGGGCUUUCUCAUUUCUUUACCUCUCUAUAACAACUGUGUUUUUUUAUAUCCGAAGAAGAAGAAUUGCUGAUAUUCGAUAUAGACCAUUACGUCUAAACAUUUUAAAUGUAAUAGCUUCGAUUACGCUGUGCGUGAUGGCUUGUUUAAGAACUGCUUUCUACCCAAAUUUUCCUUGUGCAUUAGUUAAUUGGCCCGCAUAUAUUGGUUUCUUCUUGUAUUGUAGUUCUGUAACUUGUAGAGUUAUAUCAUUUACUUGGAUAGCAAAAUAUAAUUUAGCAAAAUUGAGAUUAAGCAUCGCUUAUACUCCUUCAUUAAAUCUUAGUAAUCUUAGUAAUAAUAGUAUUAAUAAUAAUUUUAAUAAUAACUCGCCAAUAUCUCCGGGAAUAAAAGAGAGAUUAGAAAAGGAUUUUCCUGGAGUUAAAUUAAUGAAUAGAUUAAAAAUGUUUAAACAUUUUACAACUGAUAAAUGGUUAACGUACUGGAUUAUAUUUCCCACGAUGCUUAUGGCUUUAAUUUUUGCUCUCGUGGAACAAUUAACUUCUCCUAAUCUUUCAAUAAUACCAUUAAGCACUAAUUGUACUCCUGCUGGAAUUGAAUAUAUUCCAUUACAUAUACUGAAUGGAACAUUUCUUAUACUUAUAAUUCCUUUUCUUAUCUGUUUAAUAUAUAAUAUAAAAGAUGCUUAUGGCCUUAGAAAUGAAUUAAUGUUUAAUUUAGUCAGUGGCGCGAUCGCAUAUAUUGGAUAUUUCAUGAUUGAAUUAGUAUUUCCACGAUGGAAAAAUUAUUUUGGUAGUCUUAUGCUUGCUUGGGUGACAUUUAUUAUAUGUCACACGGUAUCCAUCACAAUACCAUUAAUUCAAUCAUUUAAUAAUAAAGUGUAUUCCCUACCAAACUCAAUAAAAUCAUCUAAACGUGCAAUAAAAAGAAGCCUCUCUACAACAAAAAGGAAUAAUCAAAACAAUCAAAAUAAUAUUGUUAUUGGAGAUGGUAAAUCUAAACGUUAUUUAAUGUUUGAAAAGGUUCUAGAAGAUUCUGAAUUAUUUGAACGUUAUAAAGUAUGUGCCGCUGCAUGUUUCUGCGCAGAACUUGUAAUUUUCUUACAAGAAUAUCAAUACUUGAAAAUAUUGGUUGCUCAUAGUUGCACUCCAUCAAAUAAAGAAGUUCUUCCUCCUCCAUCACCUGUACUUCACAUAACAGAAACUGGUCAUGUUACAUUUCCUAAUAAUUCAGAUUUAUUAAAUACUUCAACUGCGACAUUAGUAUCACCAACAUUUGUAACUACUCCUUGUACUAAAUCAAUAGCUGAAACUGUAACAGCUGCUUCUUGGAUACCUAUGCCAUUUGAAUUACGUACUGAUUAUAGUACUUUUUAUGAAACAUUUUUUGAUUCAAAUUCUGAUUUAGCCAUUAAUUUUCCUGGUUGUUUAUUAAGUGAUAUUAAAGAGAUGGUUAAAGAUGAAAAAUAUGAAUUAACAAUGUAUGAAGAAGCUAGGGAAGAAGUAUUAAAUUUAUUAUAUAGAAAUACUUUUGAAAGAUUUUUGAAAAUGUAUGGAAUAGAAAUCGAAAAAAAAGGAAUAUAUAAUAAAGGAUAAUUUUAGUUAGAAAAAAAUGUUUAAAGUUAGAUGUUAGAUUUCUUUAAGCGAAGGAAAAAAACAUUGUAUUAUUAACCAUUGUAUUAUUAGUUUAUUACUUUAUUUUUUUGUAUUUAUAAUAAUAUAUAUAUAUGUAUUUUAGAAGAUUCAUUAAGCAGUAUUUUAUAAUAUAACCCUUCAAAUAAUAAGUAAAUAUCUUAGCAGAAACCAAAUUUUCAAAAAUUUUUUUUCCAAUUAAAAAGCGGU